Messenger RNA from Funneliformis caledonium, 159 nucleotides. The record is from the annotation of a GenBank genome assembly. NCBI's taxonomy places the organism in Eukaryota, Fungi, Glomeromycota, Glomeromycetes, Glomerales, Glomeraceae.
GGUAACGGUUUGAUGAACAUUGAUAAAUUACCCCCCAUGAAUUUGUUAUCUGGCCCAAGAGUGGUUUACCGUGUAGACUCCUUUGAUGAACAUCAAAUAUUGUUGGGUUUUGCACACAUAACUUCUUCUUCGGGUAGCUGUUAUGAUCCUCCUUCUUAG